Molecule: messenger RNA, 1082 nt
Organism: Selaginella moellendorffii
Lineage: Eukaryota; Viridiplantae; Streptophyta; Lycopodiopsida; Selaginellales; Selaginellaceae
Product: probable calcium-binding protein CML17
Exons: 1
Coding region: 154-930 (258 amino acids)
Molecular function (GO): calcium ion binding
Source: RefSeq, a predicted model, not a curated record
GCCUAAUCGGGGUUUCUUAAAGAACCGUUGGCAUUUAUAUACAAGAGUGGCUCUUGUGCGUAAAUAUUCUCCUCUCUUCCUCUCUUCCCUCUAUUAGAUUAUCGAUCUGGAGCCCUCUAGAGCGAGCAAUCCCAUCUCUAGAACUCAUCGCAAAUGGCAUCGCGAUCGAGGAAGCCCACUCUCGAGCUCCAGAUCCCCGCGCCCGACGAGAAUCCCAUGCUGCUCCCACUGAUCGAUUUCAACUGGCACUUCCAGUCGAUCGUGUCGCCCAGCGGCAGCUCCAGCGCCUCCCAAUCGCCGGUUCUCAGCCCGCGCGGAUCGAGCGAGCAGUCCGAGGAGGAGUGCCUGCGCGACGAGUUCUUGCGCGUCUUCCAGGCGAUUGACGAGAAUGGCGAUGGGCUCAUCAGCAAGGAAGAGGUGGGCAAGCUCAUGGCGAAGCUGGGCCACGGGAUGAGCGAUUCCGACCUGGAGCUCCUCAUGCUCACCGUCGAUCUCAACGGCGAUGGAUGCGUGGAUUUCGAGGAGUUCCAGGCCCUGUACAUUACGAGCGUGGAAGGCGGGCGCAUCGACGGCGGUGGAGGCGUCGGCGGCGACGGUGGCGAUGGCGCGGAAUCCUCCGACUCUUCUUCUUCUUCCUUUUCCUCUCUGGCGAAUCCCCGCGGCGAGGAGGACGAAGAAGAGAAUCUGAGGGAUGCGUUCCGGGUGUUCGACCAGAAUGGCGAUGGAUUCAUCACCGCCGAGGAGCUCCACCGCGUGCUCUCCCGCCUGGGAUUCAUCCAGGGCGCGCGCAGCAUUGCCGCUUGCAAGAACAUGAUCCGGGGGGUGGAUUCCAACGGCGAUGGGCUGGUCGAUUUCCUGGAAUUUAAAAACAUGAUGCUGGAGCGCCCAUCGCCCAGAUCCUACUUCGCGACCAUGAUCGAGGCGAACUGACAGUUCACGUACGGCAAGAUUAUGCCCCAGGUAAUAUACGCAUAUGCUUGAUUUUGAAUAGAAGCCAUUGUACGGUAGAGGGACUUCCCCUUGACAAAACUCGCUGUAGUUCUAUGAACGAGCAGGCCCGUAAAUGUACAAUUUUUUUUUCA